CUUUGUGCACCCAGGCCAUGAUGGCGGAAUCGUUUGUUCAGAUUCUGUUCCUUUCCUACAUAAUUCUUCUCAGCGACUGGCACGACCAAGGCACGACGCCACUUGCUUGUUAGGAAAUUUUCUCCAGGUGAAAGUCAUUCAACUUCCGAGAGUUUCCUGGCAACAGGUCUUGACAAUCAGAAGUAUUUGUAACUUUUUCGGGUCAAAGCCUGGAACGAAGCUGAAGAGCGUAGCUUUUAUGUUGGCCGGCGUUUUGGCCUCGUCUUCGGUUGUUGGUAUAGGGGACGUCAUCCAGAGAGGUGGCCUGUAUCAUAGAAGACGGAAGACUCCCGCGGGUGUAACCAAAUGGCGGUGACGCGAGGAACUUUCAACGAAACCAACAACGUUGGUUUGAACCCAAUAUGCCAUUACUCUACACUUUUAUUACCAACCACCAACUAUGGUAUCCUCACCGUCGUCGCUCGCGUGGAUGAGCACCUCUCAGAGCUCGCCUGGAAGUCCCGGAGGACCGCGUUCCUCGAAGAAAGAUGCGUUCAGACCUAAUCUACCCCCAGAUCCGUUUAUUGGCAGUGAUUUGGAUAGUCAUCAACCCUGGGCAUUUCAGCACGAAGACUUGAAGCAGUUGCUCUCAGCUGAGCAGUUGGGCUGCAAAGUCAUUUUGAUUCUUGGUGAACCUUCCAGCAACGAUAUGGAUUCUCUAUUGGUUGCACCGUCAUUGCGAGACUCCCUUCUUCUCAUCGUAACAUCUUCCCCCCCACAAAGUCUCGUGAUAUCAGAACAAUCGCCAUCCGUCCUAAUACUACGGAUUCUGUCACCGAUAGCUCUACAAGAUUCCGUAGCACAUCAUCUACUUUCUAUCUUCCAGCGUGCGGAAGAGGUUGCACGUCGGUGGCGGAAAUUUCCCGAUGCAUUCACCAAACGCAGCCAGCUGCGCGAACAUUGCCCUGGCGGAGCAUUUACUGUAUUAGAAGACUACGGUUUUGCCUCAAACAACUCAGUUUCUAACCAUACUCGACCAGUGACCCCUCCGCCUAAAUCGGUUCCUGCACCUUUCGUCAAGCGCAAUCCAUCCUCUCGUCUCGGGAGUUCUUUCGAUGCCCUCAUCAACUUCGUGCCGUCUUCGUUCUCUGAUAAAGCGAUAAUAAAACACAUUGUUCUUCUUACGACACUUUCUCAAACGUUUCUCGUUCCCACACAGUGGACUUCGACGCAAACUGUCCGGUACCCAACCACCUCUCAAUCUCAACCUACCUCUCGAGCAGCAUCUCCGACAUACAAACGUAACAGUCUAAACAUAUCGUCGUUUGCGAGGCAAUUCCCAUCCUUGUUAACCUCAUCUAACAUCUCCUUACCUGAACCUGAAUCCACGGCAGUCGCCAAUCAAACCCGCUCGUCCUCCCAUCCUGCUAUAAAGACAUUAUCGCAUUCCCAUUCCGUGCCUGCUCCACCGUCAAGUUUUACUACUACAAGUUCUCUCCUUUCAGAACCUAAAUCGAUCAGGCCACAUAUAAUCCACGUCUUGCCUUCGAGUGUUCCGACGCACACGCUCCUUCCCCGAAACCAAAGUUCGUCACCGGCCCCAUUCGGUCCCUCUGUCUUACAGCCUCAUCUACGAUCAGUUGGCAGUCUAAAACAGGAGACUGCCAAAAAAUCCAAAUUGCUGCAAACCAUCGAGCAGUUCCUGCGGUCGUACACUUACCCUUUAACCCCCCCGCGCAGUUUCAACCGCUACUCUGAUACUUCGCUUCGCGACGAUGGAGGUUCUUCCGCUCGCAACUCUCCCCUAUCGUUGGUUUCGGCUUCUGGCUCAGCAUCAGAUCUUGGCCAUGAUAUCCACUCACGUCAGGCUCGAAACAUGAACGAGCGACCUGCUGCGUACAUCGUUUCAGAAGGGAUGUUAGGUUAUAGACCACAUGUAGCAAAUGCACCACCGUUCUCUUCCUCUGUCAAAGAUGAUUCCAAUUCUGAUUCUCCAGCGGCGGUGGUUGAGAUGCUAUUACUGGGCCUCCUCGAUCCCGGUUAUCCUUCUUCGCCUUCGUCAGCCCCUAAUAAUGCAUCCAAGGUGUGGAUAGGCCAUCCUAAUGACGUCGUUAUAAAACCUGGUGGUGGUAGUGAUGGUGGUGGUGCCAGUGCUUUGCCUACUGCGGCAAACGUUCAGGAGGAGAUUGAGAUCAAGGUCGUUCGGCGAAAUUCCACAAUGACAGAUGGUUUGGAAGGACGUGAGGAGCAAGGGCGUAUACAGGACGAUUGGUCCAGGGGGUCUGAUUCUCGGACUGUUUAUACCGACUCGAGAAGGGUGUCUAUAGCCAUUUCGAGUUCGAAGCCAGAAGCGAGGUCCUCCGACUCGAGGGCUUCAGGAUCGCCUACUGCCUCGUCGGGUGGUGAAAACCCGAACACGAGGACGAGUACUACCAGCUACGAUGGCAUCGGAGGUCCUCCCCAGAAGGUGGCCGCGAGAACUAAGGACAAUCGGUUGAGUUUUACAGGUACAAUGAGGAGGAUGUCGAAUAGCUGGAAGGUGUGGAUUCGAAAACCGGUGGAUGUUACAUGA
Molecule: messenger RNA, 2551 nt
Organism: Marasmius oreades (fairy-ring Marasmius)
Lineage: Eukaryota; Fungi; Basidiomycota; Agaricomycetes; Agaricales; Marasmiaceae
Exons: 5
Coding region: 440-2551 (703 amino acids)
Source: RefSeq, a predicted model, not a curated record